Molecule: messenger RNA, 6466 nt
Organism: Xenopus tropicalis (tropical clawed frog)
Lineage: Eukaryota; Metazoa; Chordata; Amphibia; Anura; Pipidae
Gene: znf142
Product: zinc finger protein 142
Exons: 9
Coding region: 228-5924 (1898 amino acids)
Cellular component (GO): nucleus
Source: RefSeq, a predicted model, not a curated record
UUCCGGUUGCGUUCCAAGCUGCCUCUGCUGUGUUCUGUGUGUGCGCCCCGGUCUUAGGCAAGAGAGCAAAGCGGACAGCGGCCAAUGUCCCUCACCGACAAGAGCAGAAUGGCUAGGUGAGGGGGACAGGAGAUGGAUACCGGCUCCCAUUGGUCAGGUUCUGCAGAAGUCAUUUUGAAUGUAGAUGAUCGCCAGUAACAAGAAAUGCUGCCCUCUGAUCGAGGGAGAUGGAAGAGUCGAAGCUCGCAGAGCCAUGUGAAUGGACGGAAAAGUCAAGAGAGCACUUGAUGCUCCAAUCAGAAGACCCGGGGUACCAUACGGGGGAACCAUCUUGCUCUGUUCCUGUACAGAUACAUGAAGCAUUGCAUAUGAAAGAGGUCCCUUUACAUGUUACUGAACAGGAGAUGUUUGAAGGAAAUUCAAGUAAUCCUAGAGAUGAUUCCGGUUUCUCCAGUUCAAGUCUGCUGCCUCAGGACUUGUGUUCUCAGCUUGUACCCAAUGCGGCAUCAACUCUUCCCAACGUUUCUCCCAGUGAUGAGAAUGAGCCGUCGGCUAGAGGCGUCCGAUGUGGCUAUGAACAGACAAGCAAAGAAGGAGACAAUGGUAAUUCUGCCAAGUCAGAACAUUUUCUUUGCCCAGUCUGUAGCAAUGAGUAUAAAGCACCCAGCGAACUGAAGGAACACUUUAAAAGCCAUGGGCACCCCCGUCAGGAUUUCAGCUGCUGGAAGGUCUCUUGCCCGUUUAGUACACAAGAUCGCAAGCACUUUCAGGCACAUCUGAGGAGAGAACAUUGUUUAACCCCGGUGACUUGUGCUCACCGCACCUGCCGUUGGCUGUUUCCAAACAGCGAGGAAAUGAACCUGCACUUCCGCUGUCACUUUCCUUUUCACUGCAACCAGUGCGACUUUGUCAGCUCUAACACAAAGCUGUUUUCCCAGCAUAAGAAGGAACACCAUGCAGAAAAAGAUACCCGUGUGGGAGGUGGGGCAGCGCAGUCACUACAGGUCCCUACCAGCCAUCCCAGGCAAGAAAUCGCACAUCACAGCCUGGAGUACAAUAAGAAAGACCAGCAUGAAUCGUUUCCUCCUCAGCAAACCAUGAAAAGAGCUAAAACUGCCACCCAGAAUGGAGCAUCCAAAGAAAAUCCUAGGUGCGUCACUGAGGGGAAUAGCAGUACCUUUCCUGCUUUCAAAAAUAAUUCAGCAAGGGUGAAAAAUGGCCACACUGUUAAAAACAAGAACAAGGCGUUUAAAGGGGAUGUGGAGAACGGGAAGGAGCACCUGUUUAAGACCCACAUGUGCCCGGAGUGCAAACGUUGCUUUAAGAAGCGGACUCACCUGGCCGAUCACUUACACUUGCAUUUUCCCGAUCCCAACCUGCAGUGCCCCAACUGCCACAAGUUCUUUACCAGCCGUAGCAAGUUGAAGAUUCAUAUGAUGAGAGAGGCGGGCGAGAAGAGCCAUCGCUGCCCGCUUUGCGACUACAGCUCCGUAGAGAAAAAUGCUCUCAACCGCCACAUGGCAAGCAUCCACGAGGGGGUGUCCAACUUCUACUCAGACACUUAUUCCUGCCCGGUGUGUCAGGAGACAUUUAAACUGAGCCAGGCUCUGAAAGAUCACAUGAAAGGGCACAAAUCUGAGCCCAAGGUGCAUUUGUGUUUCGAGCAAGGUUGCGAGCAAGCCAUGUCGGACAGGAAGGAUUUCCUUCGGCACCUGAAAGAGUCCCAUGGGAUCCAGGCAGUAGAAUGCAGGUACCACGCCUGCUCUUUGCUCUUUAAAAGCCGUGAAGAGAUGGAGCUGCACCGGAAGAACCAUUAUGCCUUUCACUGCCAGGAGUGUGACUUCGUCUGUUCCAAUAAACACACUUUCCGUAAGCACAAGAAAUGCGGGCACCCCGGCAAAGAGGAGCUGUCCUGUCCCUUCUGUCCGUAUAAGAGCUAUAACCCAGUGGAAUACAGUGACCAUGUAGGCAAGAUGCAUGCCAAUGAGAAGAUUCAUCGCUGCGGGGAUUGUGAUUUUGCCACUGCUCACAAGAGGGUUCUGAUUCGCCACAUGUUACUGCACACAGGGGAGAAACCUCACAAAUGCACCCAGUGCGACUUCGUGUGUCGGGAUAUCAGCUAUCUCUCCAAGCACAUGCUGACCCAUUCCAGCGACAAGAACUACAUGUGUACUGAGUGCGGCUACAUCACUAAAUGGAAACACUACCUGAACGUACACAUGCGCAAGCACAGCGGGGACCUGCGAUAUCAUUGCAACCAGUGUGCUUAUCGCUGCCACCGAGCAGAUCAGCUGAGCAGCCACAAACUGCGCCACCAAGGCAAGAACCUUAUCUGUGAGGUCUGUGGCUUCGGCUGCAAGCGCAAGUACGAGCUGCAGAAACACAUGCAGUCCAAACACUCACAGACUUGUCAGGUCCCAAUGUAUCAGUGCCGGUAUUGCAACUACCAGACAAAAUACAAACAAGCCCUUCAUAACCACGAGAACUGCAAGCACACCAAACACCGAGAAUUCCACUGUGCUCUCUGUCCGUACCACACUUUCAGCAACACAAGCCUGUUCUUCCACAAGCGCAAGGCCCACGGAUAUACCCCAGGGGAUAAGGACUGGCUGGCCCGAUAUGCUAGAAUGAAACAACAGAUCAGCCAGUCGGAUCUGCUUUUCCCAUACACUAGCGGUUCUGCAAAGUCGUCUGAGGAACAAGUGCCUUCUGGUGUCGAACAGAAUUCAUGCCUUGAACCCCUGGUGGGAAGUUCUAAAGUAGACAGCACCUCGAAUGCACAAGAGGCAGGAUGUCUGCAGGUUGCAGAUAUGACUGAAGCCUCUGGAGACAAUAACAUUUCAGUGACAGAUGAGUCUCUUCUUGCAACCAUCACCCUAGAACCCGUAGAAACUUGCAAUAUAGGGUUGGAAGACUUUCCCGUUCAAAUUCAGCUUUCAGCCUCCACAGAACUCUUGUCCAAAGAGACAUCGGAGGAGGCUUUAGGUGCUUGUGAAGAUCCCCUUCAGGCAAGGGAAGAACUGCUGUGCUUCACUGAGAACCUGGCAGUAGAAGACGAUAUUAACUGUGGGCAAGAAUAUGAAGAAGAGGCAGAUCCUAGUCUGGAAGAUCAUGACAAGAUGCAUGAGUCUUCUGAGACCAGGGCCAAGUUUAACCAAGAACCAUUGCUAUGCGAUCUUAAUGAUAAAUGUACAGAUCUUCCUGUUCAUGUAGGUGCUAAUCUGGACCUUCAGCACAAUGGCAUACCCCUGGAAGUCGAAGAGUCUUGGGCCCAUGUCAUCAAGGAUGGUGUACAAUUAACAAUUGUAUGUGAAUCCAGCGAGCUUGCUGAUAACGGCACUACUGAAGAGGAAACUUCGGCCUCCUUCCAUGAAGACACAGAAGAAUGUUCUAGACCAGAGUCCAUGUUGAGAACCUUAAGGAAACAGGACAAAGAUCAAGCAGAAACCCUUGUUUUGGAGGGCAGAGUCCAAAUGCUGGUGGUGCAGUCAAGAACUCCGGUGUACCGGUGUGAGAAGUGCUCCUACAUUACACGGAAGGAAGGUUGUAUGCUGCAGCACUCUAAAUCAGGAUGUCACGCACGAAAAUCAUCUCUGGUGUGUGAGGAAUGUGGUGCCAGCUUCAAACAACAGAGGGGGCUCAAUACUCAUAUCAUAAAAAAGUGCCCAGCCAUAUUAAAGAGAAAAAAACCUUCUCUACAGGCUGUGACCUCCGCAGAGGCAACUAUCUCAGAAACAGGUUUGGAGGCUCCUGCUCUAGAUGAGGGCAUCAUGGCGGAAUCUCAAGCAUCACUGACUUCAGAAAUACGUGUGGAACAUGUGCAUCCGCUGUCACCAUGCCAAGAUCUCAUUCUGGAGGAAUUAAAAGGAAAUAUCUCUGAAAAAAACAAUGUGCUAGACAAGGCCCAAAAUAGAAUUAUUGAGUUCUCAUCUUCGGCCUCUGAUGACUUGGGACCUGAUCCGUUAAUGACAUCUGGGUUCCAGGACAGAGAGAAAUAUAAGUUUGAGCAAGGAAAGUUCCGUUGCCUGUUCUGUUCAUUUGUCUGCUCCCGGGAAUGCACCAUAAUCUGCCACGUGAGGGAUAACUGCCGAGAGCUAAGGGGCAACUCAAGUGAAACAGCCCUGAGAAGGCACCUGCGAGAAAGGAGUGUGAGCUCUGUGGAUGAGGAAAGCCAAAAUACAGAGGAAGAUGAAGACCAUAGAAAGGAAUUUGUGUAUAAAAUAGAUGGUGAAUCUAGGAUUUCAUGCCCUUCAUGCCCUUUCACGUGUUCCCAAAAUCGAGCCAUGAGAACACAUAUGAAAAAAGGCUGCCUAAAGCCGGGGGAGCUGCAGUGCCCUUUGUGCUCGUUCCGCUGCAUGUCAUCGGCAGCACUGAAGCGUCACAAGGAGCUGCAUCAGAAAUACAGCUGCAACCGGGCCCAGCUGAAGUGCAAGCAAUGCGAUUUCACCUGCAAGCAGCCGCGGUGCAUGAAGCAGCACGUAAAGAUCCGCCACGAGGGCGUUAAACCCCACCGCUGUCAGUAUUGUGAUUUUAGUACAACUCGGCGAUAUAGGCUGGACGCCCAUGAGUCCCUGCACACUGGGGUUGGACGCAUUUCAUGUGAUUCUUGCAGUCGCACUUUUGGAACUAACUCCAAGCUUCGACUCCACCAACGCCGGGUCCAUGAGAAGAAACCCACACAUUUCUGCAGUCUCUGCGAUUAUAGCGGUUACAGCCAGAAUGAUAUUGCCCGUCACAUGGGAAGUUGCCAUAAUGGCGAACCAGCCUUCCCGUGUGAUGUGUGCCAGGCAAGCUUUAGCUCCGAAGCUGCCCUGAAGCAACACAGCCUACGCAAACACCAGGAGAAGGCCACCCAUGAGUGCUUGCAGUGCCAGUUUUCCUGCCACAGCCUUGCCACUCUCAGAUGCCACCUCCAGAAGCAUCACCUCCAGCUGGACUGUACCAUCUGCAAGCAGACUUUCUGCCGCCGACAAGAUCUGGAAGAGCACCGCAAAUCUCAUUUUGCCCAUCACUGCCACUUGUGCCAGUAUGCCGCCAAAGAUCGGCAACAGCUCGUGCAUCAUUAUGCGGAGGAACACGAGACGCCAGCUGUGCCCGGUGCUGAGCAAGAAAUGGGGCUUCUCUGCUGCCCGUUCUGUUCCUUCUCCUGCCGUCACCAGCUGGUAUACGACCAUCACGUUAAAGGCCAUGGAGGCAUACGGGUUUACAAGUGCUCAGACUGUGAAUAUACCACCAAGAACAAGCAGAAGAUCACUUGGCACAGCCGCAUCCACACGGGUGAAAAACCCUACAAAUGCCACCUCUGUAGCUAUGCCUGCGCCGACCCUUCACGCCUCAAGUACCAUAUGCGCAUCCAUAAGGAUGAGAAGAAGUACCUGUGUCCUGAGUGCGGCUACAAGUGCAAAUGGGUUAACCAGCUGAAAUAUCACAUGACCAAACAUACAGGUUUGAAGCCAUACCAGUGUGAGGAAUGCGACUAUUGCACCAAUCGCGCCGACGCCCUUCGCGUUCACCGAGAGACGCGCCACCGCGAGGUCCGCUCCUUUAUAUGUGAGCAGUGUGGGAAAGCUUUCAAAACGCGCUUCCUGCUUAAAACUCACAUGAGGAAGCACAGCGAGGAGAAGCCAUACGUUUGUAACCUGUGCCAACGCAGCUUCCGCUGGCCUGCCGGCCUCCGUCACCACUACCUCACUCACACCAACCAGCACCCUUUCUUCUGCCAGUACUGUACCUAUCGGGCCAAGCAGAAGUUCCAAGUGGUCAAGCACCUACAGAGGCACCACCCUGACCAGCCUGACAUAGCCAAAGGGGUAGGGAAGGAUCCGUUUGUGCCCUCUGCCCAGACUUGUGAUCCUGCAGAGGCCAAAGCUGAGCAGCCACAGGAUUGUGAAGGGGGCAUCUUGCCAGGAAUGAACGUACAGUAAAUACACUUCCUGCGCAGCUUGAAUCCCGCUCCUACUUGGCCUUUAUUCUUUGUGAGCUUCCGGCAGAAAGUGCUAAUGAAGGACCUUUUGCUGCUGCAAUGCGCUUAAUCGCCGCGGCUCGUGCAGAAGGAAGACAGCAUGUCGUUUGUCUAACGAGUCACUCAUUCUAUAAGCAGUGAAACCAUCAGCCACCCCUGCUAGCUCGCUUGUUUGGGGAUGCUGGGAGUUGUAGUUGCAGCAGAAGAGCAUUUUAUUUGAGGGGGGAGGGCUUUAAACCAUCCCUUUGCAUAUUUUAUCUUUUUAAGACAUUUUGCAAUUGGUCUUCUUUCUCUGUGUUUGUGGGUGUUUUUUAAAUUGUUUGGCCCUUCUAGUCUGCCUUUCUCUAAAUUUUUAGUUUAUUUUUGCCUCUUGAUUUAACCCUCUCCUAUUCAGCUUCCGGUCAUCAUUCAGCCUAUUUCCCAAUGAGAUGGUUCACCUUUACGUUAACUUUUAGUAUGUUAUAUAAUGGCCAAUUCUAAGCAACUUUUCAAUUGGUCUUCAUU